Messenger RNA from Phacochoerus africanus (Common warthog), 3119 nucleotides. RefSeq names its product zinc finger DHHC-type containing 24 (gene ZDHHC24). Gene Ontology annotation, cellular component: Golgi apparatus; endoplasmic reticulum. The coding region runs from base 78 to 932 and encodes 284 amino acids. Gene Ontology annotation, biological process: protein targeting to membrane; peptidyl-L-cysteine S-palmitoylation. Lineage: Eukaryota; Metazoa; Chordata; Mammalia; Artiodactyla; Suidae. The record is from RefSeq and is a predicted model, not a curated record. Gene Ontology annotation, molecular function: protein-cysteine S-palmitoyltransferase activity. The transcript is spliced from 3 exons.
CGUCCUUUUGACACUAUCCCCGCCCCGUUACGGAAGCGGCGGGAUACUCCCGAUCCCACCGCGGGUGGGCCCAGGCCAUGGGGCAGCCCUGGGCGGUGGGGAGCGCCGAGGGGGCACCCGCGCGGCUGCCCCUUGUGCUCACUGCGCUGUGGGCCGCGGCUGUGGGCUUGGAGCUGGCCUACGUGCUGGUGCUUGGUCCCGGGCCUCCCCCGCUGGGACCCUUGGCCCGGACCUUGCAGCUUGCGCUGGCAGCCUUCCAGCUGCUCAACCUACUGGGCAACGUGGGGCUCUUCCUGCGCUCGGAUCCCAGCAUCCGGGGUGUGAUGCUGGCCGGCCGUGGUCUGGGCCAGGGCUGGGCUUACUGCUACCAGUGCCAAAGCCAGGUGCCGCCACGCAGUGGGCAUUGCUCCGCCUGUCGCAUCUGCAUCCUCCGCCGGGACCACCACUGCCGCCUGCUGGGCCGCUGCGUGGGCUUCCACAACUACCGGCCCUUCCUGUGUCUGCUGCUUCACGCCGCAGGUGUCCUGCUGCACGUCUCUGUGCUGCUGGGCCCGGCCCUGUCAGCUCUGCUGCGAGCCCACACGCCCCUCCACACGGCCGCCCUCCUCCUGCUGCCCUGGCUCAUGCUGCUCACAGGCAGAGUGUCGCUGGCGCAGUUCGCCCUGGCCUUCGUGACCGACACGUGUGUGGCGGGUGCGCUGCUGUGCGGGGCCGGACUGCUCUUCCAUGGGAUGCUGCUGCUGAGGGGCCAGACCACGUGGGAGUGGGCUCGGGGCCAGCACUCUUACGACCUGGGGCCCUGCCAUAACCUGCAGGCGGCGCUGGGGCCGCGCUGGGUCCUUGUCUGGCUCUGGCCCUUCCUGGCCUCCCCGCUGCCUGGAGACGGGAUCACCUUCCAGACCGCAGCUGACGUGGGGCUCACGGCUUCUUGACGUCUGGAAGAGCCCGAGCGGCGCAAGGAGCGGGGACACGAGAGGCGACGCAUAACUCAGUUCCGGCCCACCCCCCAGCCUCCGGGCGGGGGCAGGUUGGUACUUUCGGCAACUCCAGCCCCACCCUUGGCCUUUCCCUUGCCCAGCUUGGAUUCCCAGUGCCCAGGGCUCGGGCCCUGUGAGUCAGCCUUUGUCGACGGCCCCUGAGUACAGUGGAGGGUCUGGCAAGGGGCUGCUCGGCCUGUCCAGCUGCCCCUUCGCCCGGUUAAUAAAGUGCCCACGUGGUUCUUGACUCCCUCCAUCUUCGUAGGUUUCUGGCCCUUCACUGUUGCCCAGGCUGCUUUUGGUUCCUCUAACCGCAGGCCUGGGGAGCACGGAACGCCUGAGGGCGAGAGGAGCCAGGGCUCUUGGGGUUGGGGGGGGUGGUGCCAAGGCAGAAGGGAGCGAGCCAGGGUAUGCGAGUCCAGAAUUCUCUCCCAAGUUCAGUGCCCUAGAGUUAGGAGCAGUUCAGCGCCCACGAUCUCACUGAACUUCUCUGGGACACAGGACAGCAGUGACAUGGGUGAUAAAACUUAAAGCUCUGAGACUUAUGGGAUAAGAUCCUGGGGUAGUAAAUGGACAAGGCCGGAUUUGAACCCAGGUCUUUGUGCUUUGUUACCCUUGCACAGCCCAGGGGAGUGAGUAGGAAAAAAAUCAAGGCAGAGAAGUCAGGUGGGGGAUGGAGCUGAGAGGCCCCGGCUCCUCUCUGGACCCCUUAGGAGCUUCCGUUCAAACACUUUCAUUUAAAUAUAGUAAAGUAGACACUUCCAGUAAAUGAGGUAGGUUUAAACAUGUGUUAAACAUGUUUGCCUCUUCCCUCUUAAAAUCUGAAAAAAUAGUAAGGAAAUAAAAAAGAUGUGAAUUUACAAGGAAAAAGAAAAGAGGGAGAGAGCAGCAGACCAAAGAGGCUGAUAACAUGUUGAGACGUGGGAGGGACCCAGGCCCAGUUCCUGGCUUGGAGAAGGAGCAGCUGAAAUUAAAGCAUUCCCAGAGGGUGGGGCCAAGGGGCAGCCACAGCGCCCCCCAUCCCAGAGCCCUGGAGAGGCUCGGGGGUUCCACCAGCACCUUGGAAGGCAAGGUCUGGGGCUGACAGUAGGGACUGAUCCCAAGUCUCUCUGAGGAGUAGCUAGGAGUAGCCCACCUGACCCCUUGCAGCCGAGCAGCUACCCCACUAGGCUGGAGGUGGGGACUUCCAUUGCGGAGGGUGGGGGUGAGAGGCUGGACCAAAAAUGGGGUGAAGUGAAAAAUCAACAGAUACUGCUGGAGGCGGAGGAGGUCCUCCAGUGACACAGCAGGCUUGCCUCCAAGAACCCUCAGAGCAGCCCGCCCUUCUGCCAGGCCCGUGCCACCAAAGUUUGAGCUGCUAGGACUUUGUUUUCCCGCAGCGCAUGCUCUAUUACUAUUUUUUAACUCUGUUGGGAACUUGGUGUGCCUGUUACUGUGCUGUACAUAAGCUUUGGCAGACUUCCUGCUUCCUCCUCUGCUUUACCCCUCAUCCUCCAAAAUAUGGUUUUUUUUAAAUUUUUUUUAAUGAUUAUCAAAUAGAAGAUGCAAGAAAAUGUUUAUAAAAUAAAGAGAAACAGCACCCUCUUCAGCCCCAUUUAGGAAGCGGGUACCAUUUCCUUUGAAGCCCCUGCCGUGCCUCCCUGGUAGAGGAAACACUGAACUGGCUUUACUUUGUGAUUUUAUUACAUAUGUUUGUAUGGGUUUUGCAUGUUCUGCAUUUUAUAUAAGUGGAGCCAUACCCUGUUUAUUCUCCUGUGAUUUGCUUUUUCAGUCAAUAUGAAGUUUCUGAGAUUUCUCCAAAUCAAUGUGUGUGGCUGUAGGGCAUUCCUUUUUCUUGCUGUGUAGUGACCCACCAAAGAUGCCACUAUGGGUUUUUCUAUUUUGUCCCACUGAUCAUUUUAUCUACCCGUGUAUGAUCCCCCAAGUUCUGUUCUUGGCCCUUGCUCUUCUGUAUAAAGUUUAGAAUUAGCUUUAAAGUUCUACCAAUAAAACCCCUUCGAAAUUGUGAAUGGAGCCCAACCUAAUCUAUAGAUCAGUCUGGGGAAAAUCAGCAUCUACACGAAAUUGAAUUUUCCAGUUCAUGAGCAUGGUGAAUCUCUUCAUGUAAUGUUCUCAAUAAAGUUGUACACUUUUUCUCAUAAA